Molecule: messenger RNA, 3502 nt
Organism: Lampris incognitus (smalleye Pacific opah)
Lineage: Eukaryota; Metazoa; Chordata; Actinopteri; Lampriformes; Lampridae
Gene: ctsba
Product: cathepsin Ba
Exons: 11
Coding region: 139-1131 (330 amino acids)
Biological process (GO): regulation of catalytic activity
Cellular component (GO): lysosome
Molecular function (GO): cysteine-type endopeptidase activity
Source: RefSeq, a predicted model, not a curated record
GCCAAGUGAAUAAACGGCGGAGGAGCUGCAGGUUUACGCACUUUUGCACUUUUGUCUCUUUCCUCCGGCCGGUUGAAGCCAAAACCAAAGAUCUUCGACACAUUCUCAGCAGGAACUCACAAACAAGCUGCAGGCAGAAUGUGCCGUGCAGCCUUCUUGUUUUUGGCUGCUGGCUUGUCACUCAGCCUGGCUAGACCUCACCUCAAACCUUUAUCCAGUGACAUGGUCAACUACAUCAAUAAGGUCAACACUACCUGGAAGGCUGGCCACAACUUCCAUAAUGUAGACUACAGUUAUGUCAAGAAACUGUGUGGGACACUCCUCAAAGGACCUAAACUGCCCAUUAUGGUUCAGUAUGCUGGAGACGUGAGGCUGCCUAAAAAUUUUGACUCCAGAGAACAGUGGCCUAAUUGUCCCACUUUGAAGGAGAUCAGAGACCAGGGAUCCUGUGGAUCCUGCUGGGCAUUUGGUGCUGCCGAAGCCAUCUCUGAUCGUGUUUGUAUUCAUAGUAAUGCCAAGGUCAGCAUAGAGAUUUCCUCAGAGGACCUGCUUACUUGCUGUGAUAGCUGUGGCAUGGGUUGUAAUGGUGGCUACCCCUCAGCUGCGUGGGACUUUUGGACCAAUGAGGGACUGGUCUCUGGAGGUCUUUAUGACUCUCAUGUUGGUUGCAGGCCCUACAGCAUUCCUCCCUGUGAGCACCACGUGAAUGGUACCAGACCUGCCUGCAGUGGGGAGGAGGGAGACACGCCGGAUUGCGUCAACAGGUGUGAGACUGGGUACACGCCUGGCUAUGAUCAAGACAAGCACUUUGGUAAGACCUCUUACAGCGUACAGGCAGAUGUGACGCAGAUUCAGAGUGAGAUCUCUAAGAAUGGCCCAGUGGAAGGAGCGUUCACAGUCUACGAGGACUUCCCGCUUUACAAAUCUGGUGUGUAUCAGCAUGUGUCUGGGUCUGCGCUGGGUGGCCAUGCCAUCAAGAUCUUGGGAUGGGGAGAGGAAAAUGGUGUCCCCUACUGGCUGUGUGCAAACUCAUGGAACACUGACUGGGGCGAUAAUGGUUUCUUUAAGAUCUUGCGUGGUGAGGACCACUGUGGCAUCGAGUCAGAGAUAGUGGCUGGAAUCCCUAAGUAACAUGUUUUGAUCAACGUUGUACCUUUCAUGAUCACUAGAGGACGCUGCACUCCUUCCUGCCUGCACUGGAACCAUGACCAUGUAACUGUUUCCAGUCUAUAGUUUAAAACCCCACUGGUAAUUAGUACAAACGCUGCAAAAGUCACUGGCUCUUUUUAGUGUUCGAUUAUUGAUUUGUACAACAAAUUUACCGCUUAAAAAAAACAAGUUUCUCUUUACUUAAAGCAAUCAGUCAAGGAAAUGUGGUGGAAUGAGGAACGAUAAAAACAAAGCUAUCAAAAAAGGCAUUUCAAGAAAAUCUCAGUGCAAACCAAACUCUUGGCUGCACAUUGUGGACUGUACCACUGAUGUUGGCUUGUGUUGUCUCUUUCAUUGCCAUGUGCUAAUGUUAAAAAAAAAAAAGGGGGGGGCAGGUGAGGGCACAUGGACAGUGUUUAACAGAAACUUGAUGUUAAUCUUGCAUGGUUAGGAUCUGCCUAAAGAGAGGGGAAUUCUUUUUAAUUUGUGUGGCAAUCUAGCUGCUACAACGUUAAUAUUGAGUAGUGUUUUUAUUGAAUGUGAUAUUAUUAAUACCCCCCUGAUAUGCACAUACUUUUUAUUUGGUGCCUAUGAGUGUUUAUAUCAAUUGAGAUGUUUUUAUUGCUGAUUGAAAUGUGACCGAGUACUGUUCCAGUUGUCUGUACUGAUAAAAUCAUUGCCACAUGAUUGUCUUAAUCAAAUAAACUGGUUUUGUUUUCAUUUGAAAUCUGUGGGCAUUUUCAAAUUAAGAAUUUAAAUUAUUAGAAUUAAGAAUUUGGAUUUCUAGCUACCCAUCCAGAUGAAUUGAGGAAGCACAUUACACUUAAAUACACAAACACUAUUCUUUACCUAUUUAGUCAUAUCGGUUUACCCCUUGGUCAGCACAGUCUUCACUUGUAUCUGAAACUAAACCUUUAAAACACACAUUACUUAAAAUCUUGUUUAAUCUGGCUGCAGCAAAGUCUUGGCUGGAUGCUUGAAAUGUUAUUUCCAAAGAAAUCCUGUUCAUUAGUUGCACUGAUAUGUUGUUUGUAGACAGUUAAGGUUUGCCAAGCGUCUUGGAGCUGAAAAAGUGCACUGGUAAUUUCAAACGUCCAACAAUUGACAAUCCCUGGAGGUGCCUAUGGUUAAUGAAUGGGAGACAGACUGACCUUAAAUACUAACUAUUUGUUAUCCUAUGUGAUGGGGUCCUCAUUGUAGAAGUGCAGAUUCUUUAAGGGGAUCUAUAUUUUCCAUAGUAGACAAAGCAAUUAUGGAGAGUGCAUGUGGUAAUAUCACAGGCUGUCGUAACACCACAGUUUUGAUUCCUCAAAGCGUGACUUGGGAGCAGUUGUAUGUGUUGGCAAUAAUAUCCAAAAUGUGCAGAGAUAAGGGAGUUGUGUUUCAGGGUAGAUUUUCACUUGUUAUUGAGAGAUGCUGAGGGUGUCAAUUUUUCGAAAGACUGCAACUUUUGUUUUCUGUUUUUUUUUUCCUGCUUAAAUGCAUUUUGAAAUAUUAGUCUUUCCUUGGUGUGUUCAUUUCAAUGAUAGUCUUUUGUAAUGCAACAUUUUUGAGCUUCAACAGAAUAUACAGCAUUUCUCGGACUAUAGUUUAAGGCAGCGCGCACAAUGGUUCACUGGUCGGUUUCACUUGGCUGCUUUGUGUGAAAAAUCAAAUUUUAGAAACAAAUGAGUAACAGAUCCCUAUGUGAAAUGCGUGUACAGAGUACACAAAGUCGAAUCGGCUCAUCCAGGGAUGGGCAACAUGAUCCAGAGAAGGGCUGUUGUGGGUGCAGGUCUUUGAUCCAACCAUGCAGAUACACACCUGAUUCUAUUAGUCAACCAAUAGUCUUUGCUAAGGAUCUUGAUUUGUAGGCUCCGGAGUGUAACUGCUUGGUUGGAACAAAGACCUGCACCCACAACUGGCCCUUUGUGGAUCAUGUUGCCCGUCCCUGAACGUUUAGUGUAGAUGGGUAGUUGACCCACCAGAUUUACCACCCAACAGAUCUACAGGCCAGUGGCCACUCUUUCAAGGAGGAGGAUGUGCACAUCCUUGAUAGGGAGGAACGCUGGUUUGAGCGGGGAGUCAAAGAGGCCAUCUAUGAGAAGAGAGAACGACCAUCGCUGAACGGGGGGGGGGGGGGGGAGUACGUCUGUUGCCAUCUUAUAAUGCUGUGAUUGCAACUGUUAGCCAAUCCUCUGUGAAUAGUACACAUGGCCAUUGUAACUCUAGUUAACGGUCACGUUGAUUUGCACAUGAAACCGAUCGUUGGUAUUGUAUUGUUUAAAAGAGUGGGGAUACCCGCAGUCAGUUGAGACUGAAGAGGCCACUUAGACGAGUGAUGAAACGUUUUUCUCUCAAUAAACGUGUCCAG